UGAUGACGCAGUACUCCCUGAUUGGGUCUGCACUGGAGGCAGUGAUUUGGGGGCAGAGAAUUCUGCAAGCCUAACACGUGGUAGUGAACUGUGGAGAGUUUGAGGGGUCUGAACACUAAAAGAGUCGAAUAGUUUGUUGGCAGGACCUAGAAGAAUCCCUUAGGAUGAAGCUGAGUCUUACCAAGGUAGUUAAUGGCUGUCGCCUAGGAAAAAUAAAAAACCUGGGCAAAACAAGGGACCACACCAUGGAUAUUCCAGGCUGCCUUCUGUACACCAAGACUGGCUCCGCCCCACACCUCACCCAUCACACGCUGCGUAAUAUCCACGGGGUUCCUGCCAUGGCUCAGCUUACGCUGUCAUCCCUAGCAGAACAACAUGAAGUCUUGACAGAAUAUAAAGAAGGAGUUGGAAAGUUUAUAGGCAUGCCAGAAUCACUUUUGUACUGCUCCCUGCACGAUCCAGUCAGCCCCUGCCCAGCUGGUUAUGUAACAAACAAGUCUGUGUCUGUGUGGAGUGUUGCAGGACGAGUGGAAAUGACUGUUUCCAAGUUCAUGGCAAUUCAGCAGGCCCUUCAGCCAGAUUGGUUCCAGUGCCUCUCCGAUGGAGAAGUGUCUUGUAAGGAAGCAGCUUCCAUAAAAAGGGUCAGAAAGUCUGUUGACCGAUCACUUCUUUUCUUGGAUAACUGUCUGCGGCUGCAGGAAGAGUCAGAGGUUCUUCAGAAGAGUGUGAUCAUUGGAGUGAUUGAAGGUGGAGAUGUGAUGGAAGAGAGGCUGAGGUCAGCACGAGAGACAGCCAAGCGGCCCGUAGGUGGCUUCCUUCUGGAUGGUUUUCAAGGAAAUCCAACAACCCUGGAGACUAGACUGUGCUUGCUGUCAUCAGUCACUGCAGAGCUGCCGGAGGACAAACCAAGGCUCAUAUCUGGUAUUGGUCGGCCAGAUGAGGUGCUCAAGUGUAUUGAAAGAGGAGUGGACUUAUUUGAGAGUUUUUUCCCUUAUCAAGUAACAGAGCGGGGAGGUGCCCUGACUUUCAGUUUUGAUUACCAGCUGAAUCCCGAAGAGAUACUAUUACGACAAAAUGGAACACAAGAAAAAGUAAAAUGUGUGGAUCAAAUAAAGAAAAUGGAAAUAACUGGUUGCAACCAAGAAAUAACAUCAUUUGAAAUUAAUCUGAAGGAAAAAAUGUACCAGGAGGACUUUAACCCACUGGUGAGAGGAUGUUCCUGUUACUGCUGUAAGAAUCACACUCGGGCAUACAUCCACCAUCUGCUGGUGACCAAUGAGCUGCUGGCCGGAGUCCUGCUUAUGAUGCACAACUUUGAACACUACUUUGGGUUUUUCCAUUCCAUCCGGGAGGCACUAAAAAAUGACAAACUGGCACAGCUGAAAGAGCUCAUCCACAGGCAAGCAUCUUGAGAUCUUGCAAAUACAAGUCUCACUCUUCACACUGAGCCUGUGUCAGUGUUGUAAGAUGGGAAGAUAUGAAGAAGAAAUAAUCUGAGCCUUAGUUAUUUAUAUUUUGAUAUAAGGUCUGCUAAAGUAAAGAAUAUUUGUACCAAACUGCCCACAUGAGGGUGAAGAGAUUUCUUCUAAAGACUUAAAUGACCUGGAUUGAACAGAGAGAAUUGAACUGUGACCUUUUAAACUUCUAGACUAAUUCUUUUAGUUGAUAGAGAUUCAUUUAGUCAAAGACAAAAGCUUUAGCUGUGAGGGCACAACCUUAAAGUGGGAGUGACAAGAUUUUGAGGGACCAAUGAAUGGGAUGGAGGCUUGAAGGGAAAUGGUGUGAGACGCAUGGCCUCUGGACAUAUGCCUGUUGAUUUGAGAAGAAAUCUGGCUUGUUUGAGGGUUUCCUUUAGUUCACCUUCAUACUCUUAGGAGACUCUUGGAUACUUUUGUCUCCUACCCUGCCCUGGCAGUGCAGCCAAUCAGAAAUGACUCUUGUGACUUAACCGGGCUCAGAUAUCCCUGGAAUGUGGGGCGGGCUUGAACAUUGCUCCUGUGAUCAUCUGUCCCAGGUCACACUCCUCCAUUUGACCACAUGGCCUAUUUGUAGCUUCUUUUUAGAGCCAAUGUAAUUGCCUGUUAGGAGCCAAAAGUUUGCCCAGCUGCUUUCAUCUGGUUUUGCAGAUCCAUUGUGAUCUGCCUUCCAGGCUCAUUAAUAGUCUAACUACGUAAUAACUGAAGCCCUAUCUCUUGUGAAGAUUCAUUCUCAAUGUGUUCACUUAGACAGAGCCCUGUCUGGCCUACCGAUUAGAAGAUUAGUCUCCAUCCUCUUCAGAUAUGACUCCUGGGCAAUUCACUUAACUUCUCCAUGGCUGUUUCCUGCUGAAUAAAUAGGGACAGGCAUAAUGGAUAGGAAUGAAUGAACUUUUAAGAUACUGUCUAGCUCUAAAAUUUGAAGAACAAAAAGUUUUAGAUUAGAGUCAUAACCUUAAUAGCCCUAAUUGUCAUCCUGGGAGACAGGCAACAGUAGGGAUAUCUGAGAGCCUAAAGAGAGGUUUGGCCUGUGGGUUUUUAAAUGGUUACUGAAUUGGUAUCAGGAGAUCCUGAGGCUGGUAGGGGAAGGUGAUUCUAAGUUAUCUCUAUGUUUUUCAAGUUUUCUUUAAGGAAUACACAUACACCCACAUGCACACACCAUAGUUUUUAUACAAACAGCAAUAACAAAACCAAAAAGAUGCCCCUUUUUUUUGUAGGGGUAAGAAAUACGUUUGUUUUAUACUUCUAUGCUAUAUUUUGCUGUUCAAAAUUUAGUGGGCAUUACUUAAUAUUGUUUCUAAUUAUUUUGUGGCUGCUGUAUGUUUUAUGUGUUGGGAGCCCAUUAUAUUAGGCCGUUCUUGGAUUGCUAUAAAGAAAUACCUGAGACUGGGUAAUUUGUAAAGAAAAGAGGUUUAAUUGGUUCACAGCUCUGCAGGCUUUAUAGGAAGCAUGGUACUGGCAUCUGCUUGGUUUCUGGGGAGGCCUCAGAAAGCUUACAAUCGUGGCAGAAUGUGAAGGGGGAGCAGGCACAUAACAUGACAAAAGCAGGAACGAGACUCAGAGCAAGAAGUCACUUAUCAGCAAGGGGAUGGCCCAAGCCAUUCAUGAGGGAUCCACCUUUGUGCUCCAAACACUUCCCACCAGGCGCCACCUCCAGCAUUGGGGAUUACAUUUCAACCUGAGAUUUGGGCUCAAAUUAUAUUACCCAUCUAUAUGGUUUUUUUUUUUCGUAGUAUGGGAAUGUCUAUGAAUAAAUUCAUGGGCAUCCUCAUAACUCUUCCAUGAAUGGCAAGGGAUACUUACGGAAAACAGUUUUCCAAGGAUCUGAUUGUUUUGAAACGUGUUGGAUUGGACUUGUUCAAAUGUUCAUAUUUUUGUUCAAUGCUAAAUGCAUCGUUAGGGGAGUGGUAAAUAUUCCAGAAUCCAUAUGAAAUUCAUGAGUUUAUUUAUGUCCAAAACACUGAAAACUGUGUCCAAUAUUGUUCAGUUUUCUGGGUCUUUUUCUUAUUAGCACGUUUGAGAAAAAUAUUCCUUUCCUUUAUUGUAGCAAAUCUAUUAAAGGCAAUAGCAAAUAAAACAUUUUUAAUUUAAAAAAU
Messenger RNA from Chlorocebus sabaeus (green monkey), 3571 nucleotides. RefSeq names its product queuine tRNA-ribosyltransferase accessory subunit 2 (gene QTRT2). Lineage: Eukaryota; Metazoa; Chordata; Mammalia; Primates; Cercopithecidae. The record is from RefSeq and is a predicted model, not a curated record.